CUGUUGACGGAUUUAAAUGUUACAGGCACACCUCCUGGAAAGGGACGCCGAGACGCUUUCUGGUCGUUAGGCUGGUAACUGGAGAAAUUAUUCUCUUUUAUGAGAUGCCUAUCAGGUGUUAAGAAGACAAAUUGAUAACAGUCUAAUACCAGGACCCAACGUUAGAAAACAACAUUCGACAGUUAUGUCCUCGGCCAAGGAAGACACGUUAUCCCCAGAUGAGCUGAGGAAAAGACUAUAUCAAACUUUUAAAAGUAAAGGAGUGCUUGAUACACUCAAAACGCAGCUGCGGAAUCAGCUCAUCCAGGAGUUAAAACACCCACCUUUGACUGGAGGAGAACCAGUUCCUAGACCAGUAUCUGUGAAAUCUGAACCCCUUUUGGUCUCAGCCUGUAACAGCAUAGUGGCUGAUCAUCUCCGCAUCUCUGGGUAUGAGUACAGCCUUUCUGUAUUCUACCCUGAAAGUGGCCUGUGCAAAGACAAGGUUUCCACGAAAGGAGAGCUUCUUCGGCUUCUUAGACUUAAUCCUGAAUCAGCCCUCUACAGAUCCCUGUCUUCAAACAAAGAGAACAAUGAUAAAGGGUUCCUGAUCAGCCUUCUAACACAGCUGACACACCAUUAUACCCACGGCCUGUGCCAUGAUGCUGACACUCAGACAACCAGCAUAGCGAGUUAUGGAGAGUCUCUUGUUGAGAAGAUGAAAAUGAUUGAUAAGGAAUACGAGAGCUUCAAUUACAGUGGGGACAAAUGGUUUUCCUUCCAAUCAAAACUGGCUGCAUAUAGGAAAGAAACUGAAGCACAGAUGCAAGCAGAAAUGAACACAAAGAUGCAACAUUUUAAAGAUGUUGAAAUUGCCAAGGUGAGGAUGGAAGAACAAGCUAAAUUUCAUAAAGAAUUUGAUAAGCUGAAGCAAGAGCUGGAGAGGACUUAUGAAAUGAAGGCAAAGGCAUUGAUGGACCGGGAGAAAAAUGCCAUUGAUCGGUUACAGAAACAACAAGAGAUUGAAGAAAAAAAUGUGUAUAUGCAGAGACAGUCAGUCCUGAAAGAAAUUGAAACACAGCGGAACAGAGAAAAUGAGCUGAGGAUGAGAAUGGAGGCUUUUGAAAAGACUUGUCAAAUUCAUGAGGAGAAGGUCAAGACCACUGAAGAGCUGCUGAGGAGGAGAGAACUGGCAGUGAAGACUAUGGAGGACACAUACGAUCAAAGGCUGAAGAAUGAACUUUCCAGGUAUCAGCACGAGUUGAAGGAGGACUUUAUCAAGAGAACAGAAAAACUAACAGAGAAUGAGAACAGAAACCAAAUGGAAACUGCUCGUAUCCAAAAGGAGUCAUCUGCAAUUAAUGCCAAAAUCGCGGAGCACAAUAGAGCAUGUUCAGAGCUGAGGCGGCUGCAGGUUGAGCUAGACACAUCACAGCAGCAGAUUUCUCUGCUGACUCAACAGAAGGAGCUGUUAAGGGAAAGACUGGAGACCAUGAGUGACUACCCCAUCUUGAAAAGAGAGAAAGCAGAGCUGCAGGGGCAGCUGCGGCUGCUAAAGAAACAGCUGGAGGAGUCCCAAGAGGAGAACCGGCUUCUCCAUGCAGAUUUGGGCAAGCCGUCCAAAGAGCAGCUGGCCUUGCAGACGGAGCUACGGAGGCUGCAGAGCGCUCGCAGACUGGAUGAGGAAGAGUUUGACAACCAGAAACAGGUGCUGCAGGCACAGCUCCAAAGUGAGGUGGAGUGGUGCGCUCAGCUCAAGGCUCAGUUGAUAGAGUGUGAGGAGAAGUCACAGUGGAUGACUAACCACAUUGACGACAUUAAGAUGCAGCUUCGCCAAACUCAACAAGCUCUUGAAAAUGAAGUGCUGCGUAACCCCAAGCCCUCUCUUGUCGAUCGCUCAGUACUGGAGCUCAGUGCUGACAAGCUGGUUCCCCCUGACAUCUAUGUGGACAGAGCUCUGCUGAGGGCCAGGGUGGGUUAUGAUGAUGUUUGUGAAGCAGGUGGGCCCUUGCGAGGACACAAGUUACCUUGGAGUGACUCUCCUGACUCCGACAUGGAGCUGGUGGCUGAGGCCAAGGCUCGGAUCCAGGAGCUGCAGAAGGAGGCUGAGACCUUGGAGGAAGCCUACAGGAACUACCAGCAGAGGGCAGUGCGCUCCACCAUCUCACACAUGCUUCCCCCAAGACCUCUUUCCCCACAACGAGCACAUCCUUCACAUCGCCCUGACUCUCCUCUAAGAAAACAAGUCUCUCACCAUUCACACACCCACUCACCCCACACAUCAAAGGUCUCACACAGACCACUGUCUCCACAAACCACCAGAACCCCCUCCUCAGCACCCUAUGACACCAGAAGCACCGUACUACCUGCACAACCAAGAGUGACCUUCUCAGAAGACCAUAAACAACCCCAGUCCACAGUUUCCCCGGACCACGGUCUCCAUUCAUUGACUGAACCUCUGUUUCUAAGACACGGACACCCUGAAGAUGGAAGCAGCUCUCCAUCCAGACGUCUAUCCUCCACACCGCAUUCUUCCUCCAGGAAAAAGCUUCAAAGAGAGAUCUCAGAAGAAGCAGUUGUGUCUCCGGUGGCGUUCCCAGAGCUAGUGUCUGACAGACAGCUCCCUCGCGCCCCCCACGACGAGGUGGCAACCUCAGGUGACUUUUCCUCUGAGCUCAGUCCACCUUGGAGUCCUCAGCUCAAGAGCACAGCACGAGACCAGUCCAGUCCACCAAAGCUACAGCCUGAGUUCUCCAGCUUGGAGUCUUCCCCACAGCCUGAGAAAAUAAGCCUUGAAGAUCUCACAGGGAUUUUGUCAGAGCCCGGCCACAUUCCAGAGCUUCUCCUGGACACUGCCGUCCCUCUCUCUGAGAAGGCCCCUGAUGGCCCCACUGUCCCCCGCCCACAGGACCUCCCAGAAGACCCAAUAGACUUGCAAGCCCAGGCGGAAGUCCCACAAACCUCAGGUGAAUCUGCUAGGGAAGAAGAUGAUGAGGAUGAGGAGCAGAGGUGGGAAAGGGAGCGAAAGGUACGACAAGAACGAAGGCAAGUGGAGCAAGAGGAAGCCAGAGAGAGGGAGCUACAAGAACUUGCAAGACUGGAGAAAGAGAUGCUUUUGCAACAGGUGGAGCAACCAGGACAGGAAAAAGAAGAAGAAACUGGAAUUAAGAAAGGAGGAGAUGAAGAGCAGAAGCAAGAGGCAGAUAAUGUUGGGGAGGAGUCUAAAGGUGAAAAUCCAUUGGAGAAAUACAUGAAGAUGGUCCUGGAAGCAAGAGAGAAGCAGCAUGCACAGAGCCCUGGAAGAGAAGAAGCAGGACAUACAAGCGAGGCCAAGAGUUUGUCUGAGGAGAAAGAUUACAGCAUUGCAGCAUAUUCACACAAGGAUGAAGAUGAUGAUUUCUGGUGAGCUGGUUGUCUCAGAGUGCUAUCAUAAACUGCUGAAUUACACAAGCCUCUGUAGUAUUGUACUGUUUUAACAAGUGUGAAGCAUUUGUUUAUAUUUUAAGAUUUUACUUUUCAGUAUGAAUAUUUGACACCAUCAACUACAUGUAUGAAUAAAUCAUAUUGGAUUUUAAA
Siniperca chuatsi (mandarin fish) is the source of this 3555-nucleotide messenger RNA. It is a transcript of the gene ofd1, whose product is annotated as OFD1 centriole and centriolar satellite protein. The transcript has 23 exons. Bases 185 to 3385 code for a protein of 1066 amino acids. Gene Ontology annotation, molecular function: protein binding. Gene Ontology annotation, cellular component: centrosome; ciliary basal body. The record is from RefSeq and is a predicted model, not a curated record. Gene Ontology annotation, biological process: epithelial cilium movement involved in determination of left/right asymmetry. NCBI's taxonomy places the organism in Eukaryota, Metazoa, Chordata, Actinopteri, Centrarchiformes, Sinipercidae.